AUGUCAUACAUUCUUGUUAAAAACAUUUCAAUACUACUUGUUGUCUUGUUAUUUGUUUGGAAUUAUUCACCUGUCAUUUCACAAAAUUCAACACUACUUUCAAAAAGACAAUUUUAUCUAUCAGUGAAUCAAACUUUAAAUAAUAAUUCAAUCUAUUUCUCUCCAGAUAUAUUUGUGGAACCAUGUGAAAACAAUACGACACCUUAUCCUUGCUUUAAUAAGGUCUAUAUCGAUACUUUCUUAUUCAUUUCGGGAGAUUAUCAUAAUUUUGCCGAUACUAUCAUGUAUUUCACGAGUGGGAGUAGAGAUAUUUGUGAAUAUGUGAAAACUUUCUCAUUUGGUGGUGGUUCAAUUAGCAUCGAUCAAAUGUGUGAAUAUUAUUUCUGUCCUCGACCUUCUGAUGAUUAUGCUGGCAGUUACUUGUUUUGGAGAGAGGAUGCCACGAGAAAUGGAGGAUUUUCGGAUAUGUACUGCAAAUAUUGUGGAUAUAAUAAUGAUACAUUGAGAAGUCGUGUGUGGGAUCCUCAAGCUUGUCCAUUCAUUAGGAGAGAUGUUGAGGAAAAGUUGAUGACCAGCUCACAAGUUAGUACCACCUCAAUUUGUGGAACAGAGGCAGCAACACCAUUAUCAUUCCCUUACCGAUCGAAUUUAUAUUUCGAUAUUCCUAAUCUCAUCAUGUGCUAUUGUGAAAAGCAACAGAGAUUUGGUAUUAAUUGUAAUAUUUUCGAGAAUGUUGAUGCCAAGAUUUAUAUUGACUAUAUCAUUUUCACAUUGGUUUACUUUUUAGAGAGCUGUUUUGCAGUUUUUGUUUUACUGAUUCCAUCCCUGUUGCAAAUUAGAUUCUUAAAACCAAUUAGAACAAUGUCAGUCAGAUUUAAUACAUAUAUCAGAACUUUGUGGACAGGUAGUGAAGAUGGAGCUCUAGGUUACUCUGAUGAACAAGUUUAUGUUCCAUUCAAAUGGUUUGCAAUUAGACAUUUGAGAUUGGGUGUUACAAUUAUAUUAGCUACUGCUCUGUGUGCCUAUACUUUGGUGAGAAUUAUUGUUCACUCUGCUAGACCAUCUUCCAUCUUUACUGUUAUUGAUGUAUUUUUCACAUUAAUGUUCUUUGCCAUGUGUGUCAGUUUCUUCUUGAUUGUUGUCUUGUGGAGUAAUAUUGCCUUUUCAAAUAGAAGAAAGGGUUCAGCAGAUGUCUUGUUGAUGCCUUUGAGAGUUGUCCUAUUUACUAUUGGUGGAUUUUUAUUAUUGAUUGCUGUUGGUUGGAUUAUUGCUUCUCAAGUGGAUGUGGAAGAUACUUUCGCAUCUGGUAUUGUAUUGAUAGUUGUGAUUGUUAUUUUUAUUGGAAUUGCCCUAUCUCUAUUCGUUUUUGGUUCUAAAUUGUACUAUGAUGUUACCAGAGUUAAGCAAGAGCAAAAGAUUUCAUUCACCUCACUCAAGUUUACCAAAUUCAUGUUUAUGGCCAAUGUAACUUUCCUUUUGACAUGUAUUUUCUUCUUACUGACUGCCAUUCAAAAGAUUACCUACACCACAAUUAUUUCACAAGGAUUGGCUGUUUGGUUGAUGCUCAUUGUUGAGUUCUUCUUGCUGUGUAAUGUGGGCUUAUUACUCUACAUUCUUUACGAUAAUAGAACUGUGAUGGAUGUUUAUGAGUUUGUGUAUUGGCCUAUUACAACCCUCUGUUGUUGUUGUUGUAAGAAGAAGGAAUAA
Naegleria gruberi is the source of this 1707-nucleotide messenger RNA. RefSeq lists its product as uncharacterized. NCBI's taxonomy places the organism in Eukaryota, Heterolobosea, Eutetramitea, Acrasida, Naegleriidae. Bases 1 to 1707 code for a protein of 568 amino acids. The transcript has a single exon. The record is from RefSeq and is a predicted model, not a curated record.